This is a messenger RNA of Melanotaenia boesemani (Boeseman's rainbowfish), 1334 nucleotides long. RefSeq names its product basic helix-loop-helix transcription factor scleraxis. Gene Ontology annotation, molecular function: RNA polymerase II transcription regulatory region sequence-specific DNA binding; DNA-binding transcription factor activity, RNA polymerase II-specific; protein dimerization activity. Gene Ontology annotation, biological process: developmental process; regulation of transcription by RNA polymerase II. The record is from RefSeq and is a predicted model, not a curated record. The coding region runs from base 39 to 614 and encodes 191 amino acids. NCBI's taxonomy places the organism in Eukaryota, Metazoa, Chordata, Actinopteri, Atheriniformes, Melanotaeniidae. The transcript has 2 exons.
AGUGCCGCGCGGUCCCACUCAGACCAGAUCAGGGCAGGAUGAAGUCCACCAGCAGCGCGCGCACCGACGGCUUCAGCUGCGACUUGGACGACCUGGACAGCAGCGACAGUUCCGACGGGAAGUCCACCGGCGGAAGCAGCCCGCGGAGAGACGCCGGACGGGCGGAGGAGGCGGCGGCCGCACGCGCAGGAUCGCCCAGACGGAGGAGGAGGCGGAGAAGGAGCAGCAGCGGAGGUGGAGACGGCGGAGAAGACUCGCGCCUGCCCGGUGUCAGCAAACAGAGGCAGGCCGCCAACGCACGGGAGCGGGACAGGACGCACAGCGUGAACACGGCGUUCACGGCGCUGCGCACGCUCAUUCCCACCGAGCCGGCCGACAGGAAGCUUUCCAAGAUAGAGACGCUGCGUCUGGCCUCGAGCUACAUCUCGCACCUGGCCAACGUGCUGCUGCUGGGGGACACCUGUCGGGACGGGCAGCCCUGCCUGCGCUACCAGGGCAUCGUGCACGGCCCCGCCGCACUCAGCGCGCCCCCGCUGCGGCCCAUCUGUACCUUCUGCCUCAGCAACCAGAGGAAACUGCUCAGAGACGGAGGGAAGCGUGCAGCUGCUGUGUGAAAGCAACCCGGAGGUCACCUCCAUGCCGUUUACAUUUCAGACUCUGUAAAUAUAUAAAUAACUGAUUUUUGGAUCUGAAAGGUUGAAGACUGAAAAGCACUUUCUGUUCAGGUUCAUGUGUUUUGGCUGAUCUGUAACCUGAGCCCAUGUGUAAAGCUGCACCUGACGUGGGGCUAUUUUUGGUCCUGGAGUCCAACCCCCCCCCCCCCGACCCAUCAGCAACCCCACCAGCACCCACGUCUGCCUCCUAAAAAAAAGCCCUGUGACCUUCGGUCACAUCGAGGGUGGCGAGGACCAGCUGGUGUCAGUUUACUGCAGGAAAACUGCAGCGUUCUGGUCGGAAGUCCGAGCUGCUCAAUGACCAGGCCACUUUGAUCAGGUUCCCACCAGAAAUCCAACUUCAGAGGGGUUUCAUUUCCAGUUCUCUGACUCAGAGAUCACACAGUGACCUCUAGUGGUAAACAACAGGAAACACAGCAACAAUAACAGAACUUGUCCUCAUAUCUCAUUAAACUGUUCUCACAAACCAAAGGACGAAGUCUGGUGGCUGCAAGCUUCUAUCUCACCUCCACCUGGUCCCGUCGGUCAGUUUUCCCUCAAACAUCUAAUAAUGAUACAGACGAUACAUCCAAACUUUAUUAUAUUUCCACAAAUGUGCUAUAAUUAAAAGAACUGCAGGUUUAAUAAUGGAAUCUGAAGGUUGGUCAUGUUUUAGAUUUA